Molecule: messenger RNA, 1858 nt
Organism: Belonocnema kinseyi
Lineage: Eukaryota; Metazoa; Arthropoda; Insecta; Hymenoptera; Cynipidae
Product: cytochrome P450 6B1-like
Exons: 1
Coding region: 38-1585 (515 amino acids)
Molecular function (GO): monooxygenase activity; heme binding; iron ion binding
Source: RefSeq, a predicted model, not a curated record
CGACACGAGCUCAGUGCUUUAGAUAAUCUAAUCGAGAAUGGAACUGAUUUUCGUUCUCGCCUGUGUUACAUCAGUUGUGGCAUCCAUAUAUUAUUACCUAAAAUGCCAAUACAAUUUUUGGCAAAAACAAGGAAUACCAUAUGCGAGAGGAAUAAUUCCAGGACUCGGAAACAUGACCUAUGUUGUUCUUCUUCGUCAAAGUUUUAAUAAACUUUGUGAAAAUUACUAUAAAGAAAAUGAAAAACACAGCAUGUUUGGUUUUUAUCAGUUUAGUACGCCAACUCUUCUUGUUCGUGACCCAGAAUUAGUGAAAAGUGUUUUAUUAACGAAUUUCGCAAGCUUUCAAGAAAAUCAGAUUUCAAUAAGUUGCCCUAAAGAGGACGCUCUGUUCACCAUCAACCCAUUUUUUUCAAAAAUGGACACUUGGAAGGAAAACAGGGCACCUCUAACAAAUGCUUUCUCGAGCAAGAAAUUAAAAACAAUGCUUCCUUUAAUUGAGGAAGCAUCUUCUAGAAUGGAAAAUUACAUCAAACAAAAAAUGAGCCAUGAAAGAGAAAAAUUGGAACUAAAUUUCAAAACAUUCUUUAACUUGUAUACUGGAGAGAUUGCAGCAGCAGGAAUGGGGAUCCAGGGCCAUAAUUUUGACGACGAUAGUAUAUCUUUGAAAAGCGAGUUGACCUUUAAAACAGCUAUUGAGACUGUAUUCUCAGCACCUUUUUUCACUGGUGGAUUUUCACAAAUUAUCUUGAUGUUCAUGCCUCGUUUGGCCAAAAUUUUGAAUAUGACCUUGUUACCAAAAGAAGUGGACCUGUUUUAUCGACAAUCUGUCAAAAAUAUUCUUGCAAAUAGAAAACGCGAUAAUAGAUCCAACAACGAUUUUCUGAAAAUGAUUGUAGAUCAUCAGUUGGCGAAUGGGCUAAAAAUAAAUGAAGAAACAGCUUUAGCAUCACACAUGUUAUCAUUUUCUGUUGAAGUUUAUGAAACUUCUGCAAUUACUUUGAGUUUUUUAUGUUUUCAACUUGCAAGUCAUCCUGAAAUUCAAGAAAGAGUGAGAGAGGAAAUAAAAAGUCUGUUAGAAAAAUAUGAUGGAAAAUUAAAUUACGAAGCUUACAAGGAAAUGACAUAUUUGGAUCAAGUUUUGAAUGAAUCUAUGAGGCUUAAUCACGUUUCGGGAAUAAUGACGAAAGUUUGUACCAGAGAAAUCCAACUUGUGGGAUCAGAUGGACUUUCUUGUAAGGUGAAACCUGGACAUGUGGCAGUUAUAUCAACUUUUGGGCUUCAAAUGGAUCCGAAAUAUUGGCCAGAACCUGAGAAAUUUGAUCCGGAUCGAUUUGGUGACGAGAAAAAGGAAAAAAUACAUAAAUUCACUUUUAUUCCUUUUGGAGAAGGACCAAGAAUCUGUGUAGGAAUGAGAAUGGCGAAUAUUAUAAUUAAGAUAGCGGUAGCAACAAUUGUAAAGAAUUAUUCGUUGGAAGUUUCACCAAAAACUCCUUUGCCAUUGAAAAGGGACGAAGCAAGCUUUAUGACUGCAUAUGAGAAUGGAUUGUGGGUUUUUUUGAAACCUUUAAAACACAAAUCUUCUUAGUAUAAUAUUAUCAGUUAUUAAGGACUUUUAUUAGUUUCAGGAAAUUGACAGGAAUUUCGGUGUAUUUUUAAAGUGUUAAUUUUUAUGUUUAGUAAUUCCAUUUAUGAUUUAUCAAUCUCAAUCAUUAAUUUUUCAAAAUAUGUUGUUUUUGAAGAGAAAAAAGUUAAGCAAUGUUAUCUAAAUCUAUUAACCAGAUUUAGGAAAUUAGAUAAAUAGAAAGUAGAUAUACAAUAUUUUUGUAAACCAAUAAAAAUUCUUGUGAUGUGUCUCACA